AUGUCAAUUGCCAAUCCUCAGGAAGCCGCUCCCGUCGUUGAAGAGCCUGAUUACGAAGCAUUGCCAGAGACUGCUUCUUGGGGUAUACAUGCAUUCGCAGGAGCGUUGGCAGGUAUAUCGGAGCAUGCAUUCAUGUAUCCCGUCGACAGUAUCAAAACACGUAUGCAAGUAAUACAGACAUCACCAACUUCAUCCAAAGCACUCGCUUACUCGUCUGUAAAUUCGGCUUUCAAUAGGGUUUCUUCGACCGAAGGACUCAGAUCGUUGUGGAGAGGUGUCAGUUCAGUUGUUAUUGGCGCUGGUCCAGCACACGCUGUUUAUUUCGGCGUUUACGAGGCUAUGAAGGAUCUGUCGGGAGGCAACAGAGAGGGUCACCAGGUGCUGCCUACCGCGUUGGCCGGUGCUUCGGCGACGAUAGCUGCUGAUGCUUUGAUGAACCCAUUCGAUGUGAUUAAGCAGAGAAUGCAGGUCGAGGACUCGAAAUUUAAAACAGUGCGCUCGUGUGCUAGAACACUUCUCAAGACAGAAGGACUCUCGGCUUUCUACGUCUCAUAUCCAACGACACUCAUGAUGACUGUUCCGUUCACAGCCGUGCAGUUCUCCACCUAUGAAUCCACAAAAAAGAUACUCAAUCCACAGAACAACUACUCACCAGUAUCGCACGGUGUGUCGGGUGCAGCAGCCGGAGCCGUUGCAGCACUCCUCACAACGCCACUAGACGUAGCCAAGACAGUGCUUCAGACACGUGGUAAUGCACCAGUUGAAGAUAUGCGCGUAAGAAAUGCAUCUGGUAUAAUGGAGGCAUGGUCGAUUGUGUAUGAGCGCAAUGGUGCCAAGGGAUUCUUUAGAGGGUGGGCACCACGUAUGCUCACCCAUAUGCCAUCGAAUGCUUUAUGUUGGUUAUCUUACGAAUUUUUCAAAGCCGUCAUGUUUAGAGAGAGUACUAACUUUUAA
This is a messenger RNA of Wallemia ichthyophaga EXF-994, 954 nucleotides long. RefSeq lists its product as uncharacterized. Gene Ontology annotation, molecular function: ferrous iron transmembrane transporter activity. Lineage: Eukaryota; Fungi; Basidiomycota; Wallemiomycetes; Wallemiales; Wallemiaceae. Bases 1 to 954 code for a protein of 317 amino acids. The transcript is spliced from 7 exons. The record is from RefSeq and is a predicted model, not a curated record. Gene Ontology annotation, cellular component: mitochondrial membrane. Gene Ontology annotation, biological process: iron import into the mitochondrion.